ACACUGGGAUUACACAACACUGAUAUUGUGAAACGACCCUUGGUUGCUUGUGUAAUACUUUCGUUUUUCUUCAAAAGUUUGGACAGAUUCUUUAACCAGCUUUAAAGCCUGCAUUGAAAUAAAUGACUAAAGGCUCAAAAAAAUAAAUAAAAUGAAAGUGAGUAAUGGGAGCAGCUCUUGGAAGCUAAGCAUGUUCCUGCUAGGGGUCUCUGUUAUCACAGUGCUGAACUGUGCUGGGCUGGUGUUUCUCAUCUUGCAGCACGACACUCUGUCCUCUCAGCAGAGAGAGUUGGCGGCUCGGCUGGAUGACUUUUCUAAAAGUUCUGUGGUGGCGUUCCUCUCCGAGGUAACCCGGGAUACAGCAGAGGAACCCGAACCACUCCAGUCCUCCCGGAACAAGAGGAGCCAGGAGCUGCGCGAGACCCACAUCCGAGCGGAAAACGAGGAGAUGCUCAUGAUGAUGACCUACUCCAUGGUGCCGGUCCGAGUGAUGGUGGAUUUGUGUAAUAGCACAAAAGGAAUUUGCUUAACAGGACCUCCUGGGCUACCUGGACCACCUGGCCUUGAUGGCAUGCCUGGAUACAAUGGAUCAAUAGGACUGCCAGGCCUGCAGGGAGCCCAGGGGAAACGAGGGAAGAAAGGUCCCCCUGGUGAGACAGGACCACCAGGAGAGAAGGGAGAUUGUGAAAUAGGUUUUACAGGCGAGACAGGGGCGCCAGGACCAAAGGGUGAAAAAGGAGAGUGCUGCAAUGAGACCAUAAUGACCGGUCCUCCAGGUGAAAAAGGGGAGCCAGGAGAAAAGGGGGAUAUGGGUGAAAAAGGUUUUCCUGGUAUGCCUGGAUUGCCAGGCAUAAAAGGGGAACCAGGACCAAAGGGUGAAAAUGGGGAGUCCUUCAAUGAGGUCAUAAUGGAAGCGCCUCAAGGACCAGAAGGUCCAGCAGGUCCUCCUGGCCCACCUGGGCCCCCUGGACCUCCCGGAGCCCCACGAAACAAAGGUCACAAAGCAAGGGCUCGGCAAAACACCAUUGUGACGGAUGCUGUACCAAAUGAUGAUACCUUGGCUGGAAAAAAUUUAAUGAAAGCCGAAGGACACCUGUUAAAGAAACCUGAAUGCAUCAUUAAAUCUGUAAACUGCACUUCAAAUGUAACAAAAAUGGAAACUACGUUUGGGACUUGGAUGCAGGAUACAUCAAGGAAUGAUGAACAUAUCUGGGUUGCUGAGCAUUUUUCAGGUCGGACGUUAAAAGAAUAUGACAACUUAGCAUCUUUCCACAAUGGCAGUGUCAAAGUUAUCGACCUUAGAAGAGCUGUCUUCCAGGGCUGUGGUCACGUUGUUCACAAUGGAUCUCUAUAUUUUCAUGUUGCCGGCACAUACAAGAUUGCAAAAUAUGAUUUUGAAAACGCAACAAUAAAAAAAAUUACUAUUGAGAAUGCCCUACACCGCAAUCUCAGCUAUCUCUUCCAGAAUUCCAAGACAUAUUUUAAUGUGGCAGUGGAUGAAAAUGGACUGUGGAUCAUCUAUGCUUCAAGCAUUGAUGACAAUAUUAUGGUAGCUCAACUGGAUGAAAAAACAUUUUCUGUUACCCAGCAUAUGAACACCACCUAUCCCAGAUCAAAGGCUGGCAAUGCUUUCAUUGCAUGUGGAGUCCUUUAUGUUACCGAUACAAAGGAUAUAAAAGUAACUUUUGCUUUUGAUUUAUUGAAAAAGAAGCCUCUGAAUUCUAGUUUUGAUUUAAGAUCAUCAAAUGGUGUGCUGGCAAUGUUGUCAUAUAAUCCAAAGGAUCGUCAUUUGUAUACAUGGGACAAUGGCUUUAUAACCAAAUAUAAUGUACAUUUUCUCUCCGAUGAAUAAUACACAAUUGUCUGUUUUAUGUAUUUCAAGUAGUGUUUUUGAAUGUCAAUUUUACAAUCCAGUUGACUAUUUGAUUACAUGUUAAUUUAAAAGUACAACAGUGGCAUUUUUUUUUUUUUUUUUUUUUUUUAAACAAUUGUUAACAGAAGAUUUUAUAUGCAAAAAUCUCAGAUUAAUUUAACUGUCCAACAUUUAUUAGUGAAGUAAUUGUUUUUACCCGUUGUACUCAAAGGACCUGGCUUGCUACAUGGACUAAACCAGUUAUCCUAUUACACAGAUUGUAUGACCAGCUUUUCUAAAUUCAAAUGUUGCUUAUUUAUUAUUAUUAUUAUUUUUUUUUUUUACAUAAGCUGUACAUUAAAAUAGUACAAAUGAAUGUGUAUGUUGCUGCAUGCUAUACAUCUGCAUCAGAGAUACUGUAAGAUGAGUGUGUAUCGUAUAACAAUUUUGUAACAAAUACCAUUUCUACAUAUUGUACAGAAUGUCUGUUCUUAAUCUAACAGAUCAUCUGAUGUAUGUAGUCCUGUAACAAGCCCAUUAUCAAUGUUGUAUAGGGGUGCAUGACGUUGUUGGAGAGUGUCUGAAUAAAGAGAAUUAUGCUCUG
Messenger RNA from Polyodon spathula (Mississippi paddlefish), 2456 nucleotides. RefSeq names its product gliomedin-like. The record is from RefSeq and is a predicted model, not a curated record. The transcript is spliced from 11 exons. Gene Ontology annotation, cellular component: cell surface. NCBI's taxonomy places the organism in Eukaryota, Metazoa, Chordata, Actinopteri, Acipenseriformes, Polyodontidae. Gene Ontology annotation, biological process: signal transduction. The coding region runs from base 152 to 1852 and encodes 566 amino acids.